Messenger RNA from Cornus florida, 2163 nucleotides. RefSeq lists its product as uncharacterized. Bases 172 to 1752 code for a protein of 526 amino acids. Gene Ontology annotation, biological process: transport. NCBI's taxonomy places the organism in Eukaryota, Viridiplantae, Streptophyta, Magnoliopsida, Cornales, Cornaceae. The transcript has 5 exons. Gene Ontology annotation, cellular component: Golgi apparatus; membrane. The record is from RefSeq and is a predicted model, not a curated record.
UUGGUUUCCUAACGACCCCAAUCCCACUCUCGCCGUUGGCGCGUGAGAUCGGAAUGCUCGAAACCUCUCUCACUGGCAUUUAGGUCGGAGCUCGCUUUCCUACUCCCUGUAAAAACUCCAUCAAAUUCGCCGAUCCCCUCUCUCUCUUUCUACUCUCUCUAGGUCUAGGACAUGGGUUUCACAGCUACUUCAGUUCUCUUCACUAUCAGUGUUGCCCUAUUAAUAUCAGCCAUUGGAUCAGCUCAUGCCUCUGUUCACAUCUACGACCGAGAUUCGUUCAGAGAAGUCGGCAAUGCUUUCCUUCUCUCCGGCGGCAGCGAAGGCAUCGUCGCUUCUCUCACCGCCGUUCCUCUCACCGACAAUUCGAUCCCAUCGUCAAUUCAUGAUGGCCGUUCUUAUAUCAGAUUUGAGAAUAUUACAUUUUGGAGGAGUAAAGAAGCUGCAGACAAGCAUUCAGAUAUGGAACAUAGUACAGGAUUGAUACAAGUUAUAAUAUUUGAGGCGGCUGAUCGUGAUAAUAUCGGUGGUUCAGCUUACGGUGGACAGAGGUCUAUCUGUUGCACCCCUGAUCUUGCUAAGCUGGAAGGUUGCAAACAAGGUGAAGUCAUUAGAAUUCCUUCUGCAACUGAUAUUAACUGGCCUGUCGUCUUAAAUGUACAAUUCAGUGGCAACUUUUUAUCCACACAUUUGGAAAACAAGGAGGUUUACAUCACAAAAACUGGGAUGUACAACUUGUUUUUUAUAUCAUGUGAUCCAAAUCUCAAGGAACUGACCAUGAGUGGGAAAACAUUGUGGAAGAAUCCUGAUGGCUAUUUACCUGGUAGAAUGGCCCCAUUAAUGAAGUUUUAUGUGGUUAUGUCUCUUGCUUAUGCACUGCUUAGUAUAAUCUGGAUUUCUCAGUACAUGAGAUUUUGGAAGGAUAUAUUGCAACUUCAGCACUGCAUCACUGUUGUUAUUGCUCUUGGGUUGUUUGAGAUGUCUCUUUGGUAUUUUGAAUAUGCACACUUUAACAAUACUGGAACAAGGCCAGUUGGCAUUACAAGCUGGGUUGUGACAGUUGGAGCCAUAAGGAGAACUGUUUCACGCCUUCUUAUCCUCUGCGUUUCAAUGGGUUAUGGUGUUGUCCGCCCUACUCUUGGAGGUCUUACCACAAAGGUGCUGCUUCUUGGAAUAACGUAUUUCUUAGCAUCUGAGUUGCUGAAUAUUACUGAGUAUGUAGGAACCAUAAAUGAUGUGGCAGGAAGAGCAAGAGUCUUCCUAGUCCUUCCUGAUGCAUUUUUGGAUGCAUUUCUAAUAUUGUGGAUAUUCACUUCUCUUUCAAAGACACUAGAGCAGCUACAGGCGAAGAGGAGUUCUGUUAAGUUGGACAUUUAUAGGAAGUUUUCAAAUGCCUUAGCAGUAACAGUGAUAGCUUCAGUUGCUUGGAUUGGAUAUGAGGUCUACUUCAAAGCAACAGAUCCAUUUAAUGAAAGGUGGCAGAGUGCAUGGAUCAUCACUGCUUUCUGGGACAUUCUUGCAUUCCUGUUGCUCUGUGUCAUCUGCUAUCUCUGGGCCCCAUCACAGAGCUCUCAACGGUAUGCCUAUUCAGACGAAGUAGGAGAAGAGCAUGAUGAUGAAGAAGCUCAGGCCCUAUGCAGAGGAACACCCAAAGGCGACGUCAGUUUAGUGAAACAGGAGAGAAAGGAGAAGAACAUUGAUAGUGCUGAAGUUUUUGUUCUAGAAGACGAACCAGAAGAGGAUAAGAGGGAAUAGUUCCUGAGAAUUUGUCCGUUUACAGCCUUCUGUAGAAAUUGAUGAAAAUAGGAGAAGAAUCAGAAAAUUACUGAAAAAAAAAAAAAUUGGAAUGCCCAAGAGUGAUGCUUUUGAAUGAGAAAAUGAAAUCUUGGAAAAGGAGGGAGUUGAAAGCACAAUAGUGUGAUGUGCUUUGAUGAGGUGUGUCAUCGUGAUUGUAACAACUUUCUUUUGUGGAAACUUUGAUGUAACUAGAAAUGAGUGUGCUACGAAACGAUUGAGUUGUGUAAAAUCAGUAGUGGUAGUAGGGAUUAUACAAAGUUUAUAUCUUCAAGACAUCUACAUCAUUGGGAACCUCUCUUUCAUAUUAGUUGUAAAUUCCUCCAUUUAAUUGUUUUCAUUGAAAUUUCUGAAUAAAAUUACCAUUUAUCA